Messenger RNA from Diuraphis noxia (Russian wheat aphid), 1211 nucleotides. Its product is annotated as ATPase ASNA1 homolog. Gene Ontology annotation, biological process: tail-anchored membrane protein insertion into ER membrane. The record is from RefSeq and is a predicted model, not a curated record. Gene Ontology annotation, cellular component: GET complex. NCBI's taxonomy places the organism in Eukaryota, Metazoa, Arthropoda, Insecta, Hemiptera, Aphididae. Gene Ontology annotation, molecular function: ATP binding; ATP hydrolysis activity.
CAACCGCUACAUAUCAAUUUUUGAUAAUAUAAAUCAUGACGUUACUUAAAUAACAAUAGAUGAUAAGCAUUAAAACAUAUUUGGAGUUUUACAUUUUCUGAGUUUCUGACUUUCCUAGUCUGCGUAUGCCUAGUCAAGAUGAAAUAGCUACAGCGUUAUUUUUGCUACGGUGCAAUUUGCCUUUCACUUUUUUUUAUUCUUGUUCAAACUUUUUCUUAAAAUAUAAUAGUAAACUGCUAUUUUAUACAUUGCUAAUUUUUUCUAUUACUUUAAGUUUAUAAAAAAUUAUUGCAAUGGAUAGUAAUGAUGUUAUUGAAGAAGAUCAGCUUGAACCUUCUCUACAAAACGUAAUCAGCCAGAGUAGUUUAAAAUGGAUUUUUGUUGGUGGAAAAGGAGGYGUUGGUAAAACUACUUGCAGUUGUAGUUUGGCUAUUCAAUUAGCCAAAGUUCGUGAAUCAGUACUUCUAUUAUCAACUGAUCCAGCACACAACAUAUCUGAUGCUUUUGGACAACGAUUUACUAAAGCACCUACUAAAGUCGAAGGUUUCAAUAAUUUAUUUGCUAUGGAAGUAGACCCUGAUGUUAACAGUGAAAAUGAAAAUUUACUUGGAAGUGAAGAUGAAUCUGAUACAAUGCGAUUAGGUAAAAGUAUUAUACAAGACAUUAUUGGAGCAUUUCCAGGUAUUGAUGAGUCGAUGAGUUAUGCUCAAGUGAUGAAGUUGGUUAAGAGCAUGAACUUUUCAGUAGUUGUAUUUGACACUGCUCCUACUGGACAUACUUUGAGACUACUGACAUUCCCUUUAAUGAUGGAAAAAGCUAUAGGAAAAAUAUUGGAAUUGAAAAAUAGAAUAGGUCCUUACCUAAAUCAAAUGAGUAUGCUUUUUGGAGCUGGUAUUAAUGUAGAUGAUAUUUCACAAAAACUUGAAGAAAUGUUGGCUACCAUUAAGACAGUUAAUCAGCAAUUCAGAAAUCCAGAUCAAACCACAUUUAUUUGUGUGUGUAUUGCUGAAUUUUUGUCAUUGUAUGAAACAGAAAGGCUUAUCCAAGAAUUAACCAAAAAUGAAAUUGACACCCAUAAUAUUAUUGUUAAUCAAUUGUACAUUAACAAUGGAGAUUCUGAUCCCAGUUGUAAAAAGUGUUCUUCCAGGCGAGCUUUACANUACAGAAGUAUUAAGGUGAAUCUACGUGGAAUUUUGGGGAUUCAAACUUAA